AUGCUAAUGGAGGAGCUGAAGAGACGCGACUCCGAGACGGAGGAAGAAUACAAAAACAGAAUCGCUGAAUAUCGAAGAGAAAUGAAGGAAGAAGAGGAGGACGAUGAGGAAGAGGAAGAAGAGGAGGAAGAGGAGGAGCAAGAACCAGAGCAAGAAGUGUCGGAGUUGCAACCACCCUCAACAGCCGGAGAACCUGUGCAGCCCGAAAUAGAAGAAAGGAAACGGUCUUUCUCUGACCGGCAGAAAAUCCUUGAAGAGAAGAAAAUACAACAACAGAGGGAAGAGGCUGAACGAACGAGAAUCGAAGAAGAGAAACGGAUUAAGAAGGAUGCCAAACGCAGAGAGCGGAAAGAACGGGAACGCAGAGAAUCCAUGCGUAUCCAGAAGUUAGAGGAGCAAAACAAAAACGAUUAUGUCAGCUAUUAUGGUCCAAACUUUUCUGUACACCCAGCAUUAACAAAUAGGGGAGUAAAUAAGCCACCUCCUCCUGUAAUAAGGCAAGAGUAUGAUGCCUUCUCUGAAGGCAUGACACCAGAACGCAUCAUAGGGGCCACAGACGAACUUGGUGAACUCUCCUUCCUUGUCAAGUGGAAAGGCACUGAUGAAGCUGAUUUUGUUCCCGCAAAGAAAGCCAAAUUGCAUUGUCCAGAGUUGGUCAUCAGCUUUUUCUUCUUUUUUUCUUUCGGUGAAUUCCUUUGGGAAGCUGAAUUCAAAGGCGUUUUUUCACCUUCUGUAAUUGAAGAAUUGCGGGUUCUUGUUCCUACCUCUUUGUCUUCUUCAGUUUCCGAACCCGACUCACCGCAACAGGGAUAUACACUUUCUUCCUCUCUUUGGUUUUCUUUCUUUCUUUCUUUCUUUCUUUCUUUCUUUCUUUCUUUCUUUCUUUCUUUCUUUCUUCUUCUUUACACAAUUCAACUUGUAACAGAGGUGUAUACUUUCUUCCUCUCUGGUUUUCUCUUUUCUUCAAACGCAGGCUGUAUUCUCAGCGUACAAAUUUCCCUGCGUCUUCAAUUUGGGGUUAUCGAACAGAAAUACUCGUUCUUAUAUUUCUUGUCCGGAGUUGCCUGGGAUGAAUCAGACAAGUUCCAUCAUUAUCAAAUGAGUCUUAUCUUUCCGUUCAUAAGUUAUCAGCGCUUCGAUUUCGAGUCCUGCUCCUUCAAAGACAAGACAGCAACUGACUCCCAAGUGAAUUUUGAACUCUCACAUGUCUUGAGUUUUGGCGCGAAUUCCAGCUUACAUCAGUCCCCUGUCUAG
This is a messenger RNA of Acanthosepion pharaonis, 1254 nucleotides long. Lineage: Eukaryota; Metazoa; Mollusca; Cephalopoda; Sepiida; Sepiidae. The record is from the annotation of a GenBank genome assembly.